Messenger RNA from Otolemur garnettii (small-eared galago), 1617 nucleotides. RefSeq names its product transmembrane protein 178A (gene TMEM178A). The transcript has 4 exons. Lineage: Eukaryota; Metazoa; Chordata; Mammalia; Primates; Galagidae. Gene Ontology annotation, cellular component: endoplasmic reticulum membrane. The coding region runs from base 3 to 896 and encodes 297 amino acids. Gene Ontology annotation, biological process: negative regulation of osteoclast differentiation; regulation of cytosolic calcium ion concentration. The record is from RefSeq and is a predicted model, not a curated record.
CCAUGGAGCCGCGGGCGCUCGUCACGGCGCUCAGCCUCGGCCUCAGCCUCUGCUCCCUGGGGCUGCUCGUCACGGCCAUCUUCACCGACCACUGGUACGAGACCGACCCCCGGCGCCACAAGGAGAGCUGCGAGCGCAGCCGCGCGGGCGCCGACCCCCCGGACCAGAAGAACCGCCUGAUGCCGCUGUCGCACCUGCCGCUGCGGGACUCACCCCCGCUGGGGCGCCGGCUGCUCCCGGGCGGCCCGGGGCGCGCGGACCCCGAGUCCUGGCGCUCGCUGCUCGGGCUCGGCGGGCUGGACGCCGAGUGCGGCCGGCCGCUCUUCGCCACCUACUCGGGCCUCUGGAGGAAGUGCUACUUCCUCGGCGUCGACCGGGACAUCGACACCCUCAUCCUGAAAGGUAUCGCGCAGCGAUGCACAGCUAUCAAGUACCACUUCUCUCAGCCAAUCCGCUUACGAAACAUUCCUUUCAAUUUAACCAAGACGAUACAGCAAGAUGAAUGGCAUCUGCUUCAUUUAAGAAGGAUCACUGCCGGCUUCCUGGGCAUGGCCGUGGCCGUCCUUCUGUGUGGCUGCAUUGUGGCCACCGUCAGUUUCUUCUGGGAGGAAAGCCUGACCCAGCACGUCGCGGGGCUCCUGUUCCUCAUGACAGGGAUAUUUUGCACCAUUUCCCUCUGUACUUACGCCGCCAGUGUCUCUUAUGAUUUGAACCGGCUCCCAAAGCUAAUUUAUAGCCUGCCUGCCGAUGUGCAGCAUGGCUACAGCUGGUCCAUCUUCUGUGCCUGGUGCAGUUUAGGCUUUAUUGUGGCAGCUGGAGGUCUCUGCAUCGCUUAUCCAUUUAUUAGCCAGACCAAGAUUGCACAGCUCAAGUCUGGCAGAGACUCCACGGUAUGACUGUCUGCGCUCAGGGCCCGUCCACAGUGCCGGUCACCCCCGAGGGGAGCGGCGCCGAGUUCACGUCCGGAUUCGAAGCACAAGGCCGUCUUUGACAUUCCAACCUAUUGCCUGCAGCCUUUUCUGGAUGACUGCUAGAAAAUCAUGCAAAACCUCCCAACCUUUCUAAGGACAAGACUACUGUGGAUUCAAGUGCUUUAAUGACUAUUUAUGCUUUGACUGUGAGAAUAGAGAGCAGCGCCAUGGGACAUUUCUAGGUGUAGAAAAAGAGGAAACUGCAAGGGAAAAAUUUGUAUGGUUUCCAUUUAUUUCAGAAGGUUUGUAUAUAACAAUUACCCGAGAGUCAUUUCUAUUUGCAAAAGGAUUCGUAACAAAGCGAGUAUAAUUUUCUUGUCAUGGUACUAUGCUUGUUAAAUUUUAAUGCAGCAUCUUCAGAACUUGUCCUAAUGGUGUCUUGUUGUGUCAGCACCAAAUCUUCGUGCAGUAUUUGUGGAUGUUCCUUGUCACAGGAAGAUUCUUCUUCUGUUGCCUUAUUGUUAUUACUUUUUAAUUGAAGUCUCUGUCUUUGUACUGGAAUUGAAAUCACAAGAAAACCAGAUCAACCGUGUUUAAGAGCUAAUCUGUGACACUAUGCAGUAGCGUUUGAAGUCCUAUCUGGUGUUCCGCCUCUGUCCCUUUAUGUUAACUGGAUUUCUGCAUUAAAUGACUGCCCCCUUGUUAA